Piliocolobus tephrosceles (Ugandan red Colobus) is the source of this 7919-nucleotide messenger RNA. RefSeq names its product matrix remodeling associated 5 (gene MXRA5). The transcript has 7 exons. The annotation marks the transcript as partial. The record is from RefSeq and is a predicted model, not a curated record. Gene Ontology annotation, cellular component: extracellular exosome. Gene Ontology annotation, molecular function: protein binding; extracellular matrix structural constituent. Gene Ontology annotation, biological process: response to transforming growth factor beta. NCBI's taxonomy places the organism in Eukaryota, Metazoa, Chordata, Mammalia, Primates, Cercopithecidae.
CCUCCUCCUCCUCUGCCUCCUGAAAUAGGGACCUACCCUCUGCACCCUCUACUUUUUGCCUUGUCGCCAGGUCGCUCUCCCAUCCCUCCGCCCCGUCCCCGGACAAUACCCUCAGACUCUCCGAAAGUCCCAGCCCUCGCCCUGCCCCUCGAAGCUCCCCACGCCGGAAGGGAGCCGUUCCACCUUUCAGGCUAGAAGACUGGCAGGGGGAGGGAGCGGGCGCCGGGGAGUCCCGGAGAGGCGGGAGGGCGUGGCAGCGGCUCUCACGUUGCAGCCCUGCCUGCAGCUAGCUGGAUGCCGGCGGGGCCAGCCCGCUCCUGCCUGCACACGGGCUGGGAAGAGCUGCCAGAGAAAACGCCGUCUGGCCGGGAGAAGCGCAAACCCUGCUCCUUCUCUCUCUCCUGAAAGGAACGGAAACGUUCCCAGCGCUGCUUAGGCGCUCUCCAAGCGCGGACUCAACUGCGGCUCUCACCGCGCUCCCUGCAUCUCGCCCUUCCCUCCUGGGUCCCUGGACUUCUCUCUGACAAAGAGCCCUCCUUCCCCGAGCCGCCUGCGGUUCUUGUUACGGGAGUGGGCGAGGCAUGCCCACCCGGGCCCAGGCGCAAUGAAGACGCGAGAAGAAGGCUGAGCGCAGAGCGGCGCGGCCAGGGUCCCUUGGCUCGGGCCCGCGCCCCGUCUCCCCGGGGUGGGGCAGGGUGGGGGUGUGCCGAGGCGUGGACUUGGGGAAGCCUUGCAGUGCCGGGAAUAAAAGGGCGCCGGCUAGCUGUGCAGCGCUGGGAAGCAGAGCUGCCUCACCGCCGGCCCCGGGAAGGGCAUGACCCCGGCAGACUCCUGGCCGUGACUCGCGCGCCCCAGCUCGGUGGAUGCUCUCGGCGCACCGCUCCCUUGUGCGGCGGCUUCCCACGGACAGGUAUCCGAGAAUCAGGCACCCCGACAAGAUGCCCAAGCGCGCGCACUGGGGGGCCCUCUCCGUGGUGCUGAUCCUGCUUUGGGGCCAUCCGCGAAUGGCGCUGGCCUGCCCGCAUCCUUGUGCCUGCUACGUCCCCAGCGAGGUCCACUGCACGUUCCGAUCCCUGGCUUCCGUGCCCGCUGGCAUUGCUAAACACGUGGAAAGAAUCAAUUUGGGGUUUAAUAGCAUACAGGCCCUGUCAGAAACUUCAUUUGCAGGACUAACCAAGUUGGAGUUACUUAUGAUUCAUGGCAAUGAGAUCCCAAGCAUCCCCGACGGAGCUUUAAGAGACCUCAGCUCUCUUCAGGUUUUCAAGUUCAGCUACAACAAGCUGAGAGUGAUCACAGGACAGACCCUCCAGGGUCUCUCUAACUUAAUGAGGCUGCACAUUGACCACAACAAGAUUGAGUUUAUCCACCCACAGGCUUUCAACGGCUUAACGUCCCUGAGGCUACUCCAUUUGGAAGGAAAUCUGCUCCACCAGCUGCACCCCAGCACCUUCUCCACGUUCACAUUUCUGGAUUAUUUCAGACUCUCCACCAUAAGGCACCUCUACUUAGCGGAGAACAUGAUUAGAACUCUUCCUGCCAGCAUGCUUCAGAACAUGCCGCUUCUGGAGAAUCUUUACUUGCAGGGAAAUCCGUGGACCUGUGAUUGUGAGAUGAGAUGGUUUUUGGAAUGGGAUGCAAAAUCCAGAGGAAUUCUGAAGUGUAAAAAGGACAAAGCUUACGAAGGCGGUCAGUUGUGUGCAAUGUGCUUCAGUCCAAAGAAGUUGUACAAACAUGAGAUUCACAAGCUGAAGGACAUGACUUGUCUGAAGCCUUCCAUAGAGUCUCCUCUGAGACAGAACAGGAGCAGCAGUAUUGAGGAGGAGCAAGAACAAGAAGAGGAUGGUGACAGCCAGCUCAUCAUGGAGAAAUUCCAACUCUCCCAGUGGAACGUCUCUUUGAACAUGACUGAUGAGCACGGGAACAUGGUGAACUUGGUCUGUGACAUCAAGAAACCAAUAGAUGUGUACAAAAUUCACUUGAACCAAACGGAUCCUCCAGAUAUUGACAUAAAUGCGACAGUUGCCUUGGACUUUGAGUGUCCGAUGACCCGGGAAAACUAUGAAAAGCUAUGGAAAUUGAUAGCAUACUAUAGUGAAGUUCCCGUGAAGCUACACAGAGAGCUCAUGCUCAGCAAAGACCCCAGAGUCAGCUACCAGUACAAGCAGGAUGCUGAUGAGGAAGCUCUUUACUACACAGGCGUGAGAGCCCAGAUUCUUGCAGAACCAGAAUGGGUCAUGCAGCCAUCCAUAGAUAUCCAGCUGAACCGACGUCAGAGUACGGCCAAGAAGGUGCUACUUUCCUACUACACCCAGUAUUCUCAAACAAUAUCCACCAAAGAUACAAGGCAGGCUCGGGGCAGAAGCUGGGUAAUGAUUGAGCCUAGUGGAGCUGUGCAAAGAGAUCAGACUGUCCUGGAAGGGGGUCCAUGUCAGUUGAGCUGCAAUGUGAAAGCUUCUGAGAGUCCGUCUAUCUUCUGGGUGCUUCCAGAUGGCUCCAUCCUGAAAGCGCCCAUGAAUGAUCCAGACAGCAAGUUCUCCAUUCUCAGCAGUGGCUGGCUAAGGAUCAAGUCCAUGGAGCCAUCUGACUCGGGCUUGUACCAGUGCAUUGCUCAAGUGAGGGAUGAAAUGGACCGCAUAGUAUAUAGGGUACUUGUGCAGUCUCCCUCCACUCAGCCAGCCGAGAAAGACACAGUGACAAUUGGCAAGAACCCAGGAGAGCCGGUGACGUUGCCUUGCAAGGCGUUAGCGAUACCCGAAGCCCACCUUAGCUGGAUUCUUCCAAACAGAAGGAUAAUUAAUGAUUUGACUAACACAUCACAUGUAUACAUGCUGCCAAAUGGAACUCUUUCCAUCCCAAAGGUCCAAGUCAGCGAUAGUGGUUACUACAGAUGUGUGGCUGUCAACCAGCAAGGGGCAGACCAUUUUACCGUGGGAAUCACAGUGACCAAGAAAGGAUCUGGCUCGCCAUCCAAAAGAGGCCAACGCCCAGGUGCAAAGGCUCUUUCCAGAGUGAGAGAAGACAUCGUGGAGGAUGAAGGGGGCUCAGGCUUGGGAGAUGAAGAGAACACUUCAAGGAGACUUCUGCAUCCAAAGGACCAAGAGGUGUUCCUCAAAACAAAGGAUGAUGCCAUCAAUGGAGAUAAGAAAGCCAAGAAAGGGAGAAGAAAGCUGAAACUCUGGAAGCAUUCGGAAAAAGAACCAGAGACCAAUGUUGCAGAAGGUCGCAGAGUGUUUGAAUCUAGAAGAAGGAUAAACAUGGCGAACAAACAGAUUAAUCCAGAACGCUGGGCUGACAUUUUAGCCAAAGUCCGUGGGAAAAAUCUCCCUAAGGGCACAGAAGUACCCCCAGUGAUUAAAACCACAAGUCUUCCAUCCUUGAGUCUAGAAAUCACACCACCUUUGCCUGCUGUUUCUCCCCCGUCAGCAUCUCCUGGGCAGACAGCGGCCAGUGCUGAAGAAUCCUCAGCAGAUGUACCUCUACUUGGUGAAGAAAAGCACGUUUUGAGUACCAUUUCCUCAGCCAGCAUGGGACUGGAACACAACCACAAUGGAGUUAUUCUUGUUGAACCUGAAGUAACAAGCACACCUCUGGAAGAAGUUGUUUAUGAGUUUUCUGAGAAGACUGAGGAGAUAACUUCCACUGAAGGUGACCUGAAGUGGACUGCAGCCCCUACACUUAUAUCUGAGCCUUAUGAACCAUCUCCUACUCUGCACACCUUAGACACAGUCUAUGAAGAGCCCACCCAUGAAGAGACGGCAACAGAGGGUUGGCCUGCAGCAGAUGUUGGAUCCUCACCAGAGCCCGCAUCCAGUGAGUAUGAGCCUCCAUUGGAUGCUGUCUCUUUGGCUGAGUCUGAGCCUGUGCGAUACUUUGACCCAGAUUUGGAGACUAAUUCACAAACACAUGAGGAUAACAUGAAAGAAUACACCUUUGCACACAUUACUCCAAUCCCCACCACCUGGGUUAAUGACUCUAGUACAUCAAAGUCAUUUGAGGAUUCUACUAUAGGCGAACGAGGUGUCCCAGGCAAAUCACAUUUACAAGGACCGACAGAGAACAUCCAGCUUGUGAAAAGUAGUUCAAGCACUCAAGACACCUUACUGAUUAAAACAGGUAUGAAAGAGAAGUCUCAGACACUACAGGGAGGAGAUAUGCUAGCGGGAGACCCCACACACUCCAGAAGUUCUGAGAGUGAGGGCCAAGAGGGCAAAUCCAUCACUUUGCCUGACUCCACACUGGGUAUAAUGAGCAGUGUGUCUCCAGUUAAGAAGCCUGCAGAAACCACAGUUGGCACCCUGCUAGACAAAGACACCACAACAGCAACAACAACUCCAAGGCAAAAAGUUGCUUCGUCAUCCACCAUGACCACUCACCCUUCUCGAAGGAGACCCAAUGGGAGAAAGAGAUUACGCCCCCACAAAUUCCGCCACCGACACAAGCAAACCCCACCCACAACUUUUGCCCCAUCAGAGACUUUUUCUACUCAACCAACUCAAGCACUUGAAAUUAAGAUUUCAAAUCAAGUGGAGAGUUCUCCGGUUCCUACAGGUUGGGUGGAUAACACAGUUAAUACCCCCAAACAGUUGGAAAUAGAGAAGAAUGCAGAACCCAUAUCCAAGGGAACGCCACGGAGAAAACACGGGAAGAGGCCAAACAAACAUCGAUAUACCCCUUCUACAGUGAGCUCAAGAGCGUCUGGAUCCAAGCCCAGCCCUUCUCCAGAAAAUAAACAUAGAAACAUUGUUACUCCCAGUUCAGAAACUAUACUUUUGCCUACAACUGUUUCUCUGAAAACUGAGGGCCCUUAUGAUUCCUUAGAUUACAUGACAACCACCAGAAAAAUAUAUUCAUCUUACCAUAAAGUCCAAGAGACACUUCCAGUCACAUAUAAACCCACAUCAGAUGGAAAAGAAAUUAAGGAUGAUGAUGCCACAAAUGUCGACAAACAUAAAAGUGACACUUUAGUCCCUGGUGAGUCAAUUACUAAUGUCAUACCAACUUCUCGCUCCUUGGUCUCCACUACGGGGGAAUUUAAGGAAGAAUCCUCUCCUGUAGGCUUUCCAGGAACUCCAACCUGGAAUCCCUCAAGGACAGCCCAGCCUGGGAGGCUACAGGCAGACAUACCUGUUACCACUUCUGGAGAAAAACUUACAGACCCUCCCCUUCUUAAAGAGCUCGAGGAUGUGGAUUUUACUUCUGAGUUUUCAUCCUCUGUGACAGUCUCCACACCAUUUCAACAGGAAGAAGUUGGUUCUUCCACAACUCUCUCAGGCAUAAAAGUGCAGGUGUCUUCAAGUCAGGCAGAAACCACCACUCUUGAUCAAGAUCAUCAUGAAACCACUGUAGCUAUUCUCCUUUCUGAAACUAGACCACAGAAUCACACCCCUACUGCCGUCCAGAUGAAGGAGCUAGCAUCCUUGUCCCCACCCACGAUUCUCAUGUCUUUGGGAGAAAGCACCACCACUAAGCCAGCACUUCUCAGUCCAAGAACAUCUCAAACGUCUAGAGAUUCCAAGGAAAAUGUUUUCUUGAAUUAUGUGGGAAAUCCAGAAACCGAAGCAGCCCCAGUGAACAAUGAAGGGACACAGCAUAUGUCAGGGCCAAAUGAAUUAUCAACACCCUCUUCCGACCAGGAUGCAUUUAACUUGUCUAUAAAGCUGGAAUUGGAGAAGCAAGUAUUUGAUAAUAGGAGUCUACCACAUGGCCCAGAUGGCCACCACCAGGAUGGAAGAGUUCAUGCUUCUCAUCAACUAGACAGAGUCCCUGCCAAACCCAUCCUACCAACGGGAACAGUGAGGCUGCCUGAAAUGUCCACACAAAGUGCUUCCAGAUACUUUGUAACUUUCCAGCCGCCUCAUCACUGGACCAACAAACCAGAAAUAACUACAUAUCCUUCUAGGUCUUUACCAGAGAACAAGCAGUUUACAACUCCAAGAUUAUCAAGUACAACAACUCCUCUCCCAUUGCACAUGUCCAAACCCAGCAUUCCUAGUAAGUUUGCCGACCGAAGAACUGACCAAUUCAGUGGCUACUCCAAAGUGUUUGGAAAUAACAACAUCCCUGAGGCAAGAAACCCAAUUGGAAAGCCCCCCAGUCCAAGAAUUCCUCAUUAUUCCAAUGGAAGAUUCCCUUUCUUUACCAACAGGACUCUUUCUUUUCCACAGCUGGGAGUCACCCUGAGACCCCAGAUACCCACUUCUCCUGCCCCAGUAAUGAGAGAGAGAAAAGUUAAUCCAGGUUCCUACAACAGGAUACAUUCCCAUAGCACCUUCCAUCUGGACUUUGGCCCUCCAGCACCUCCGUUGUUGCACACUCCACGGACCACGGGGUCACCCUCAACUAACUUACAGAAUAUCCCCCUGGUCUCAUCCACCCAGAGUUCUGUCUCCUUUAUAACAUCUUCUGUCCAAUCCUCAGGAAGCUUCCACCAGAGCAGCUCAAAGUUCUUUGCAGGAGGACCGCCUGCAUCCAAAUUCUGGUCUCUUGGGGAAAAGCCCCAGAUCCUCACCAAGUCCCCACAGACUGUGUCCAUCACUGCUGAGACAGACGCCGUGUUCCCCUGUGAGGCAACAGGAAAACCAAAGCCUUUCAUUACUUGGACAAAGGUUUCCACAGGAGCUCUUAUGACUCCGAAUACCAGGAUACAACGGUUUGAGGUUCUCAAGAACGGUACCUUAGUGAUACGGCAGGUUCAAGUGCAAGAUCGAGGCCAGUAUAUGUGCACCGCCAGCAACCUGCACGGCCUGGACCGGAUGGUGGUCUUGCUCUCGGUCACCGUGCAGCAACCUCAAAUCCUAGCCUCCCACUACCAGGACGUCACCGUCUACCUGGGAGACACCAUUGCAAUGGAAUGUCUGGCCAAAGGGACCCCAGCCCCCCAAAUUUCCUGGAUCUUCCCAGACAGGAGGGUGUGGCAAACUGUGUCCCCCGUGGAGGGCCGCAUCACCCUGCACGAAAACCGAACCCUUUCCAUCAAGGAGGCGGCCUUCUCAGACAGAGGCGUCUAUAAGUGCGUGGCCAGCAAUGCAGCCGGGGCGGACAGCCUGGCCAUCCGCCUGCACGUGGCGGCACUGCCCCCGGUUAUCCACCAGGAGAAGCUGGAGAACAUCUCGCUGCCCCCUGGGCUCAGCAUUCACAUUCACUGCACUGCCAAGGCUGCGCCCCUGCCCAGCGUGCGCUGGGUGCUUGGGGACGGUACCCAGAUCCGCCCCUCGCAGUUCCUCCACGGGAACUUGUUCGUUUUCCCCAACGGGACGCUCUACAUCCGCAACCUCGCGCCCAAGGACAGUGGGCGCUAUGAGUGCGUGGCCGCCAACCUGGUGGGCUCCGCGCGCAGGACGGUGCAGCUGAACGUGCAGCGUGCAGCAGCCAACGCGCGCAUCACGGGCACCUCCCCACGGAGGACCGACGUCAGGUACGGAGGGACCCUCAAGUUGGACUGCAGCGCCUCGGGGGACCCCUGGCCGCGCAUCCUUUGGAGGCUGCCCUCCAAGAGAAUGAUCGACACGCUCUUCAGUUUUGAUAGCAGAAUCAAGGUGUUUGCCAACGGGACCCUGGUGGUAAAAUCAGUGACGGACAAAGAUGCAGGAGAUUACCUGUGCGUAGCUCGAAAUAAGGUUGGUGACGACUACGUGGUGCUCAAGGUGAAUGUGGUGAUGAAACCAGCCAAGAUUGAGCACAAAGAGGAGAACGACCACAAAGUCUUCUAUGGGGGUGACCUGAAAGUGGACUGUGUGGCCACCGGGCUUCCCAAUCCUGAGAUCUCCUGGAGCCUCCCGGAUGGGAGUCUGGUGAACUCCUUCAUGCAGUCAGAUGACAGUGGUGGACGCACCAAGCGCUAUGUCGUCUUCAACAAUGGGACGCUCUACUUUAACGAAGUGGGGAUGAGGGAGGAAGGAGACUACACCUGCUUUGCCGAA